AUGGCCGCGCUCCUCCCAGACUCCCAGGUUGUGUGCCACGAGGGCGCCAGACACACUAGUAGGGGGCCAACUGGGAGUGACUUCGGAGCGCCCCCAAGUCCUGCCAAGGACGGAGGACCCCUGGGGCACGGAGCAGAGCGCAUCCUGGCGGUGCCCGUGCGAACAGACGCCCAGGGCCGCUUGGUGUCUCACGUGGUGUCGGUGACGACCGCCCAGACCGGGGUUCGGGCCCGCAGGGCUGCCCCAGUCCAGACCCAGGGCUUCCCUGGAGGCAGUGAGGAGGACCCUGAUCACCACCUAUUCUACAAUGUCACUGUCUUCGGCCGAGACUUGCACCUGCGGCUGCAGCCCAACGCUCGCCUCGUGGCGCCUGGGGCCACGGUGGAGUGGCAGGGAGAGUCCGGUGCCACCCGCGUGGAACCCCUGCUUGGGACCUGCCUCUACGUUGGAGACGUGGCCGGCCUGACUGAAGCCUCCUCCGUGGCACUCAGCAACUGCGAUGGGCUGGCUGGCCUGAUCCGUUUGGAGGAGGAGGAGUUCUUUAUCGAGCCCCUGGAGAAGGGGCUGGCAGCAAAGGAGGCUGAGCAGGGUCGUGUGCAUGUGGUGUAUCGCCGGCCAUCCAACCCCAAGCUCCCUUCUCUUGGCGGGGCACAGGCCCUGGACACAGGGGCCUCCCUGGGCAGCCUGGACAGCCUCAGCCGUACCCUGGGCAUCCUGGAGGAACGGGUCAACAGCUCGAGGCGCAGGGCACGCAGACAUGCUGCUGAUGACGACUACAACAUCGAGGUUCUGCUGGGCGUGGAUGACUCCGUGGUCCAGUUCCACGGAAAGGAACACGUGCAGAAGUACCUGCUCACGCUCAUGAACAUUGUCAAUGAAAUCUACCACGAUGAGUCCUUGGGGGCCCACAUCAAUGUGGUCCUGGUGCGGAUAAUCUUGCUGAGCUACGGGAAGUCCAUGAGCCUUAUCGAGAUUGGGAACCCCUCUCAGAGCCUGGAGAAUGUCUGCCGUUGGGCCUACCUCCAGCAGAAGCCGGACACAGGCCACGAUGAAUACCACGAUCAUGCCAUCUUCCUCACACGGCAGGACUUCGGGCCCUCAGGGAUGCAAGGCUAUGCUCCUGUCACCGGGAUGUGCCACCCCGUCCGCAGUUGCACCCUGAACCACGAGGAUGGCUUCUCCUCAGCGUUUGUGGUGGCCCACGAGACGGGCCAUGUGCUGGGCAUGGAACAUGACGGGCAGGGCAACCGCUGCGGCGACGAGGUACGGCUGGGCAGCAUCAUGGCACCCCUGGUGCAGGCAGCCUUCCACCGCUUCCACUGGUCCCGCUGCAGCCAGCAAGAGCUGAGCCGCUACCUGCACUCCUAUGACUGCCUGCGGGAUGACCCCUUCGCCCACGACUGGCCGGCACUGCCCCAGCUUCCCGGGCUGCACUACUCCAUGAACGAGCAGUGCCGCUUCGACUUCGGCCUGGGCUACAUGAUGUGCACUGCGUUCCGGACCUUUGACCCCUGCAAGCAGCUGUGGUGCAGCCACCCGGACAAUCCCUACUUUUGCAAGACCAAGAAGGGGCCCCCCCUGGAUGGGACCAUGUGUGCACCUGGCAAGCACUGCUUUAAGGGACACUGCAUCUGGCUGACACCUGACAUCCUCAAACGAGAUGGCAACUGGGGUGCCUGGAGUCCAUUUGGCUCCUGCUCACGCACCUGUGGCACAGGUGUUAAGUUCAGGACCCGUCAGUGUGACAAUCCACACCCGGCCAAUGGGGGCCGCACCUGUUCAGGUCUUGCCUACGAUUUCCAGCUCUGCAACUCCCAGGACUGUCCUGACACCCUGGCUGACUUCCGUGAGGAACAGUGCCGACAGUGGGACCUGUACUUCGAGCAUGGUGACGCCCAGCACCACUGGCUGCCUCACGAGCACCGGGAUGCCAAGGAGAGGUGCCACCUCUACUGCGAGUCCAAGGAGACCGGGGAAGUGGUGUCCAUGAAGCGCAUGGUGCAUGAUGGGACGCGAUGCUCCUACAAGGAUGCCUUCAGCCUCUGCGUGCGAGGGGACUGCAGGAAGGUGGGUUGUGAUGGAGUAAUCGGCUCCAGCAAGCAAGAAGACAAGUGCGGUGUGUGUGGAGGGGACAACUCCCACUGCAAAGUGGUCAAGGGCACAUUCACUCGCUCACCUAAGAAGCUGGGUUACAUUAAGAUGUUUGAGAUCCCGGCAGGAGCCAGACACCUGCUCAUCCAGGAAGCAGACACUACCAGCCAUCACCUGGCUGUCAAGAACUUGGAGACAGGCAAGUUCAUUUUAAAUGAAGAGAAUGACAUAGAUCCCAAUUCCAAAUCGUUCAUUGCCAUGGGUGUGGAGUGGGAGUACCGGGAUGAAGAUGGCCGGGAGACACUGCAGACCAUGGGCCCCCUUCAUGGCACCAUCGCUGUGCUGGUCAUCCCACAGGGAGAUACCCGGAUCUCGCUGACGUACAAGUACAUGAUCCACGAGGACUCACUCAACGUGGACGACAACCAGGUCCUAGAAGAUGACUCCGUAGGCUACGAGUGGGCCCUGAAGAAAUGGUCUCUGUGCUCCAAGCCCUGCGGCGGAGGGUCCCAGUUCACCAAGUAUGGCUGCCGCCGGAGACUGGACCUCAAGAUGGUUCACCGAAGUUUCUGCGACGCCCUCACGAAGCCCAAAGCCAUCCGCCGGGCUUGCAACCCACAGCAGUGCUCCCAGCCCAUAUGGGUCACGGGUGAAUGGGAGCCGUGCAGUCAGAGCUGUGGGCGGACAGGCACGCAGGUUCGCUCUGUGCGCUGCAUGCAGCCGCUGCACAACAACACCACCCGCCCAGUGCACGCCAAGCACUGCAACGAUGCGCGGCCCGAGGGCCGCCGGGCCUGCAACCGUGAGCUCUGUCCCGGUCGGUGGCGGACCGGACCCUGGUCCCAGUGCUCUGUAACCUGUGGCAAUGGGACCCAGGAGCGGCCAGUGCUCUGCCGCACAGUGGAUGACAACUUUGGGAUCUGCCAGGACGAGCGACCUGAGACAGCAAGAAUCUGCAGGCUGGGCCCCUGUCCAGGAAACAUCUCCGACCCCUCCAAGAAGAGCUAUGUGGUUCAGUGGCUGUCCCGACCGGACCCUGACUCGCAGGUCCAGAAGACUUCGUCAAAGGGCCGCUGCCAAGGUGACAAGUCAAUGUUCUGUAGGAUGGAAGUCUUGUCUCGCUAUUGCUCCAUCCCAGGCUACAACAAGCUGUGCUGCAAGUCCUGUAACCUGCACGACAACCUCACUGAUGUGGAUGACAGGGAAAGGUCACCACCCGGGAAGCAUAAUGACAUUGAAGAGCUCAUGCCCACCCUCCCAGUCCCCACUCUAGUCAUGGAGGUGCAGCCUCUGCCAGGCACGCCCCUGGAGGUGCCUCUCAAUGCCUCCAGUACCAAUGCUACUAAGGAUCACCCCGAAACCAAUGCAGUUGAUGUACCCUACAAAAUCAAUGGCCUCGACAACGAGGUCCAGCCACCCAACCUAAUUCCUCGCCGGCCGAGCCCAUAUGAGAAGACUAGAAACCAAAGAAUCCAAGAGCUCAUUGAUGAAAUGAGGAAGAAAGAGAUGCUCGGAUAGUUCUAAUAAAAUGGAAAGGUAGCAUCAAUAGCAUUUUUUUUUCUUGCUUAUAGAGAUAUUCCAUGGAAUGACAAAUCCUGUGUCAUGGAGAUGAAGCCAAAAUUUCUAAGUCCAAAAAGUUUUGAAGGAACAGAGGGAGAAUGGCAUAAAAAUAUGUGUAUGUGUGUGUGCGCGCAGUUGUGAGCAUGUGGCAAUGAGGAGAGCGCCUGGGUGUCCCAGCCCGAGAAUGUUCUAAGUCCUGAACCGGCGUUGGGUGUGGGGUAGCGAGGAAUGUGGAGGUUCUACAGCCUCUGUCAGCGAGGGAGAAAGAAAGCACUUGCCUCAAGUUUCUGCGCAGUAACCGGGCAUCUUCCUUUCCUCAGUGGUGACAACCCUUCUGGAAACACAGGACAUUUCCUUCUAAUCCCCAGGCCUAGACACAAACCACAUGGGGCCUCUUAGGAAAUGGUGAUUUAUUUACUAACUGACCAGUCACUAAAAUGAGCACACUGAGGUGGAGGCUGGGAACUCCAGUGCCUUCAAUGACCAGGCAGGUGGUGAGGAUGAGUAUGGUGGCCAGCUGGGGACCGGGACCAACCUGAGAGCUGCCAAUUAUGGGUCAGCUCCAGCAUUCCUGCCUCUGUGAGAACUGGGCCCCGCUGCCACAUAGCAUGCUUUUUCACUAGAAGUCUAGAUUUGCAUGUGAAAAUUCUCAGUCUUUAAAGAUCAGCCCAAAAUAUUCUAAGGAGGCCUGGGAGUCUGUUAGGGUCUAGAGCUGCCAGGCUGCAGCCUCUGGUCUCCAUGCUUGGCCUGACACAGCCUUGCCAACUAAGGACUUAGGGGAAGACAACUGACCCAUUUGGUGCUCACCAGCUGCACUAGAAUAUCUCAGCCAUGUCUGAGCUGUGACACUGACCAUUUCUUCCCGGAAAAGUACCGGGAAUCCUAUAACUUUGGCUUGAGGAUUGAUCUAAACAGCCAGUCACGUUUUCUGAGAGAGGAGAAGCCAGUGGGGUACAAUCCCAGGUCUCUCUCCUCUCCAUGAACCCUGGCCUUGCUUGUCCCCUCUAGCCAGCCUGGCCUCAGCCCUGCAGCUCCCCAAAGAGGCUCUCUCCUCCCCAAGCGCAUGGCAAGGCUGAGAGGCAUGCACUGUGCUGGGAAGUCCAGUGAGUGAUCAAGGCCCUGACUCUCCCAGGGGGCUGGGAGUGCUGCCACCAGGUGGUCAUGCGGAGGGACCUACUUUGGGUGCUUGGGUUUGCUUCUGAUCACCAGCCUGGCUUGUGGGGGAUGGGCUUGCCCUAUGGAGCCUCCCAACUCCCCAGCCCUGCCCCCACUUUCGUCCCUUAGAAGCUUCAGCAGGGAACUGCAAGGCAUGUCCUCUGAUGGGAGGCUUUGGGUGGGGGAUGGGGAGAGCCUGCUGUAUCUUCUGCUCUUUCCAAAACACUAACCCUUUCUACCUUGGCAGAAUGGUGGUUUGUGAGCAAGAUGUGAAUGAGAGAGAAAUAAGAAGGGAGUGAGUGGGGGUGGUUGGGAAAGCAAUGGCUAAUUUUUACAUCUCCCUGCUUUGAUAUUAACAUGCAGCUUAAAUUUCCCAGAAUUAUAAGACCUAGGGGGCACAUUAGCUCCUUAGCUGGGCCUAAUUCUUAGGCUUUUCAUAUCCACAGAAGUUCUAGAGCCUUUUCAUUCUUGCCAGUCAUAGAUCUUAGAAAACUCUUUCUUGUUUAACUGCCCAUUAUAAGGACAAAAAUACUGAGGCUCAAGAUAACACCAUGAUGGCUCCUUUAUAUUGAGUUUUGAGGUGCAUCUGUGUGAAUCUGUGCAUGUGUUUGGAUGUGUCUGUGUGUGUAGUCUAAGGGAUACAAAAAGGGUGUAGGACAUAGUGAGAACAGUAUCUGGGAUAAUGCUUCACCGUCCAACUGGGUGAUGCCCAGCCAUCCUGUCCCCUGACCAGCCUGCCCCCUACCUCUGCCCCCCAUGUCCCACACACGCUCAUGCACGUCCCUGUUUUAAAGGAGCUUGCUGGCUCCUAAAACCAAACUGGAGAAAACGUUUUGAACAUCUCUCCUAGUAUAACUUCUUCUUCAAUAAGAUUUGGUAUAAAGUAAAUCCUGUCGGUAUAAUUAGGAAAUAGGUCUCUCUGCUUUCUCUCAGCGGUAGAACCCCUGGCACUAUUCAUGGCCUGAAAGACUAGGCAGUUCUUGCUUGGGUCUGUCUUGGAAUGUAAAGGAAGUUUGGGGUGACUAACCCUGGCCAGAGGGUAUUACUCAGUCUACGCAGCCUGGAGGCCUCAGAAUGAGAAUGCUCCACUCCCAGAUCCUGGCAAAGCAGGGCUGCAUAUCUUGGGGCUGGAAGUCUUUAGAGAGAGGCCCUAGGUGGGACAUUGCCAAGGGUACCUGUGUUUUGCUAGAGGGAAAGAGAGGUCCUCUGGACGCUGUAGACCAGCAUGGCCAUGGCCUCACAUGCUAUCCUUGGUGCCUUGGACCAUAUAUCCAGAGCUCUCCAGAACUAGACAGUCCUCAGAGGUCUCUCUGUCCAAGGAACGCAGUGUUCACCCAGCUCUGAGAAACUGCAAAUCUUCACGGAACUUGGGACAGUUGGAGAGCAGGCUUAGCAACAGUCCCGAGCUUCCAGAGCCAGUGUUCAUCCAUCCCUGUGUACAGGGCUCCUGCCUCAUAGGGGAGGCCAAGCAGGUAUUCGAGCCGAGUCUCAUAACACCGUAUGUAACUCAGACAUCCUCUGUCCACAAUUCUGAAAUAUCAGCUGAUUUUUUAGAGUCUCCCAUUCACAGGGAGACUCGUGCUAGCACUUUGGAACUUGGCUCUCUGAUAUACUGCUUUUGGAAAACCCAUGGAAUUUCACAUAUAAGCAUUUCACUUAUAUUUUAAGGUUCUUGGUGUGUGUUUUUUCUUGCUUGUUCUUUUGUUUGGAAUAUAUAAAUGGUGCUUAAUAGCAAAGUCUAUCAGAUGACUGUGUACUCCUGUUUGACAGGCAGCCACCACAAAAACCAUCAUGGUGCUGAACUCCAAUCACAUUUUAUCUUACUGAUCACAGCAAGCCAUAAAUUUGUUUUCUGUAUAGUAAAAUUUGGUUCCUUGAUUUUAUAACUUAUUAAAGUCAAAAUGUCUGUGUUUUUGCA
Molecule: messenger RNA, 6724 nt
Organism: Miniopterus natalensis
Lineage: Eukaryota; Metazoa; Chordata; Mammalia; Chiroptera; Miniopteridae
Source: RefSeq, a predicted model, not a curated record